AUGUCUAAACGAGGAAAUCAAAACGGAGGAAACAAGAAGAAGAAGCAAAAGAUCUAUCAUUGUGCCAAGGAAAACUCCACCAAAAGCCACCAUAAUAAAUUCAAUGUUACUCCUGGCAUGGCAGGUGUACUUGUAAUGUGUUCUCGAGGCAAAGAAAGCCGUGCAGUGAAAGAAGCUUUAGAUGUCUUGGCCAGAUACGGCGAUACACUAUAUCCUCCAGAAGAGAAUGAUGCAUCAGAAGACUCCAAUGAUGAAGAUCUCGAUUUGGAAGCAUCUAUUGCCAAGGAAGUAGCCGCACUAAAAAAGCCUGCUUCUAAGAAACGAUACAGCAAUAUCACGACAGCUACUGAUUGCGUUGCAUUCAUUCGAAUCAAUCCUCCUGUAAACCCAUCCAAAGUGGUUCAUCACAUGUUGACAGAAUUGAAAGAGACUCAAAAGUACAUGACCAGAUAUAUCUCCAGAUUUCUUCCAGUUGAAAAGACAUGCAAUGCUCAUAUCUUAGACAUCGAAGCAGCCGCUAAAGCACUAUUUGAACCUCAUUUCAGCCAGAAAGACGACCAAGGCAAUCUCAUCUCUAGAAAGUUUGCUGUGGCAUGCAGAGUGCGUAAUUGUACAAAGAUUGACCGUAUGAGCAUCAUCAAUGCCUUGGCUGCUACGGUUGGACCUGGACAUAAAGUGGACCUGCAAGAACCUGAAUUAACCAUCAUUGCUGAAGUGUGUCAGACUGUAUGUAUGCUAUCUGUUGUCGAUGAUUUCAAUGAGCUGAAAAGGUACAAUGUGGAGAGCAUUCUUGGGGCAAACCAAAAGAACGAUGCGCCUGCUGUUCCUGCCGAUACUGCUGAUACUACUGCUACUACUAGCACCACGAAAGAGGCUGAGAGUGAGGCUGAUAAAAAUGCUGAAAUCAACGAAUCAUCCUAA
Messenger RNA from Mucor velutinosus, 921 nucleotides. Its product is annotated as Aa_trans domain-containing protein. The transcript has 6 exons. Gene Ontology annotation, biological process: tRNA modification. The record is from RefSeq and is a predicted model, not a curated record. Gene Ontology annotation, molecular function: RNA binding. Lineage: Eukaryota; Fungi; Mucoromycota; Mucoromycetes; Mucorales; Mucoraceae. The coding region runs from base 1 to 921 and encodes 306 amino acids.